Acytostelium subglobosum LB1 is the source of this 1374-nucleotide messenger RNA. RefSeq lists its product as hypothetical. The record is from RefSeq and is a predicted model, not a curated record. NCBI's taxonomy places the organism in Eukaryota, Evosea, Eumycetozoa, Acytosteliales, Acytosteliaceae. The transcript has a single exon. The annotation marks the transcript as partial.
AUGCUAUCACAUUCAAUCUUGGUAAGAUCAUUCAUUCAAUCAUUCAAUCAUUCAUACUUACUCGUUCGGACAGAUAGAUUCAAGGAUACAUUAUACAUGCCCAAUCCUAAUCUAAAGUAUAUGAGCUUCUAUUACAAUCAGGAGGGUAGUGUACAUCCAUUCUCAGAGUCACAUCCACAAUGUGAGGGCAUAAGGGAGGUGCUGGAAGUGUUGGCACUCGAGAGAUCAGUUAAACUGAGAUUGACUAUUGAUCUCACAAUGACACCGAUCUUCCCUCUACAUCAUCUACCAAUCACAUCAUUGGAGUUGGAGAUGGUGGCCAGCCUACACCUCCGACCAGAUCAGUAUCCAUCCACUCUCACUGAUAUGAGUCUGUCCAACAACCAGCCAUUCUCAGGUACACUCAACGACAUGCUACCAAACAGCUUGAAGACUUUGGAUCUCAAUAAUUUCCACUCAUGGAACCAACAGAUCAAACCAGGUUCGUUGCCCAACAAGUUGGAGAGCAUCGAGUUCAAUAAGCGAUUCAAUCAAGUGAUUCAGUUGCGCACAUUCCCUGACACACUCACUCGUCUCAGACUUGGAGAUUCAUUCGACCAGCCACUCAAUGGCGUGUUGCCACCUUCACUCACUUGUCUGACGUUCGGUCGUUUAACUUAUGAACAUGAUCUGUUCGAUCUCCCUGCUAGCCUCACAACCAUAUACCUACCAGGAUUCUUCAAAAGAAGAUUGGAACAUGCUCCAUUGCAGAGGCUGCAUAUAUAUGAUGACAAAAUGCCAAGAGGAGGACAUUCAUUCCCCAACCUUAGGAAGCUAUGGAUGAAGGCAUGGGUGUCCAACAUGGACUGGGCACUCUUCCCCGCGAUCAUUCGGCUGACCAUCGAUGGAAGCAAAAGCCCAGACAUCGACAUAUCCACAUUGCCAUGGACAAAACUCAAGAACUGCAAGUUGUUCUGCGAGUAUGGUUACGUAAAGUGGCCACUUCAAUUCGCCAGUCCAAUCCCAUUCGGUGUGGAGAAGUUGGCGUUGGGCAACCUCAACUUCCCCAAGAUAGCACUCGGUGUCCUUCCUCCAUCAAUCACUCGUCUGGCACUCUGGAACCCGGUCAGCAUCAGACAUGGCCACAUCCCGUCAUCGGUCACAUCGUUGCAGAUACACAACUGUGACCUGGAGUUUGAUCCACGGGUUGUACCGCCAUCCGUCCGCGAUCUGACAUUGACAGAUGUCCACGUCUCUGACAAUCUACCAAUAAUCAAACGAGUUCCAAUCACAGUGAUGUCGUUGACAAUAACAUCAAACUGGUCGUCGUUCAUACUUAGGCGAAUAUCCGAUCAAUACUUCUUCAGAAGUCCAUCACUCAAUGUUAAUGGAUAU